This is a messenger RNA of Brassica napus (rape), 2576 nucleotides long. RefSeq lists its product as uncharacterized. The transcript is spliced from 2 exons. Bases 1305 to 1730 code for a protein of 141 amino acids. The record is from RefSeq and is a predicted model, not a curated record. NCBI's taxonomy places the organism in Eukaryota, Viridiplantae, Streptophyta, Magnoliopsida, Brassicales, Brassicaceae.
AACUGAAGAGAAGAUAGAGCUUGUACAAUAAUAGGGCAAGCUCUAGAAGAUGUCCAGAAGAGUUCAAUCAAGCUUCAGAGGUGUUCUGAAGUAGUUAUCUUGUGAAGUUAAGUCUAGGAAAGACUUAGACUGAUCAUGUGAAGGCUGUGAAGGAGUUAGAGAGAAGAUGGAAGUAUGGUGCAAAGAUAGGGCGUUCAGUACGGGCUUGUACGGUCUAGGGUGAGCCAUGAAGAUGUCUAGUGCAACCAAGAAGGAAGAUAGGGCAAUGUACAAAGAUAGGGCGAGUGGUACGGACAGGAGGUCCGUACCAUCGACCGUACAGUCCACUCCUCACGCCCAUGUCAUCCGGUUAACCCCAAAUCUUGAUGUGCAAUGUGUGGGCGGUUCAAUCUGAUCUUAAGUGACCGUUUGGGAUACUUGGAGGGAAAGGAAGAUUCAAAUGGAUAAGGUGAGCUGUUGGUAUGAGCUGGAAAGGUAAAGGUGCUUUACCUUUACAGCCUUGACUCAUCUUAUCCAUCCAAUUCAAAUGAAGCAAUCUGAGCCCUUUACCUUGAGUCAAAUCGCCAGCUAGCUCCAGCAACAUCAAGACCAGUCUUCUCUCAUCCUCACCAUCCAUUUUAUCUUGUAUUUACAGCCUUAGGAUCUAGGUUUGUGAUCUGAGUGUGUAAAGGCAUAUAUAAGCCUCUUAUCAUCAUUUUGUAAUCUCUUAAGUGAGUAGGGGGAUUUCCCCUCUCCACUUCAUGAAUGAUAAACUGUUCUUGAAUCUAAAACCCUAAUCUCUAAUCUCUUAUUCUCCUAAUCUCUCAGUCUCUUAAUCUCUGUUCCUAAGUCUCUUAUUCUCUCAUAAACACUCUCACCAAUCUCUCUUUCUAAAUUACCUAGAGCAAGCUCUCAUCUUUCUCCAUUGGAGUUUAUACACACACAUACAACCAGAGAAGAGAACUCUACAAAUCUCAUAUGGUAUCAGAGCCAGGUUCAUCAGAACCUGAGCUGAAGCUUCCGCAAGUCCACAGCUCACGCCUCAGCUCAAAACCAAACCCCUUUGACGCCAUUGAUGCUUUCCCAUCCAGUUCAGUCCCUUAUGAAGAAGAAGGCUGAAGCUUGGCGAGUUCCCUUGGUUCCUCAUCCUGUUCUCUACUUGCUCAGAUGGAGAUUAUCCUUGGAGGCAAAGGUGUAUGGAGAGGCCUAACUAACCUGACUCCAAAGCUCCUUGUCCAAGAGAAGUUUCACAUCAGGCUAAAAGAGUAUGGUGUCAAGAGCUUGGCGCCUAGAUGUUCUGAAGAAAGGAGGGAUCUUUUGAGUUGAUGGUACAAGAUGGUGGCCAUGAACUGAAGGAGAAGGAGGUGGGUGAUGAUCUAGACUCUCAGUUCCAACAACAGUCAUGGCCGGUUUCACAAAAUGCAAAAGGAAUCAACCUGGUUCCUUGUUGUUCACAAGAAGUGUUCUUUGCUCACCACCUAUCCAAGACAAGAGGAAGACUUGAACCAUUGUGUGGAGCAAUGGGAAGAUACUUGUGUGUAGAAGCUGGUUUAAGAAGCGCAGGCCACGAGGUUGUUGAGCUCCUGGUUCAAGACAUACAAGCGAAAGACCAACCAUUGUGUGGAGCAACGGGAAGGUUCUUGUGUGUAGAAGCCGGUUUAAGAAGCGCAGGCCACAAGGUUGUUGAGCUCCUGGUUCAAGACACACAAGAAGAAGAAGGUCACCAUCUAAGCCAUGAGGAAGGCUGGUGAUCUGAGGGUACUUGAAGCUGAAGGCAAAAGGGUGGAUCAGUGAUUUAAGCGCAGCUGUUAGGGUGAUGUGCUCCUGGUCUUGAAGUUCAUUGAGGCUCAUUUCAAGCUUGGAUCUCCCCAUUCUCGGUCUCAAGCUUGCGGUGGGAAUUCAAAUGACCAACCUGAAGUGCUAAAGUUCAAGACCUGUUUCCUCCUUAUCAUUACAAUAGAAUGAUAAAAUGAAGCCUGUUGCCAAAAUUCUGUGGGAAGUCCACAGCCUGCUCCAAAGAGGGUAGAGAGGAUGUUGUGACAAUGGAGAGAUGACUUGUGGUUCUGUCCAUGGUGGUUUAGUCACCAUAGCCUACACAUCAGAUGAGUGUAGAGAGGACAGUCGACAUACAAAGAAGAGCAUCACCAGGAGGGUGAUGCAAUUUAAACAAAGACCAUUGCAAGCUGAUCAUGGAGUGAUCCAGCCGAAGUAGAGGGAAGAAGAAAGCUACUCAAUAAGCCUCUGGUGUGAGAUGCUUGGAGAGUGAGCAUUGCAAGAGGUAUGGGCACACCAAGGAGAGGUGUUGGAUACUGAAUCCAAGCCUCAAACCUGCCAAGUUCAAGUGAACCGUGCCCAUGGAGGUUCAAGAGAUCAGCUCGGAUCUCUUGUUUGUAAGCAAACCUCCUAACCCUUAAUAAGAGCUUGUGUCUUUAUUUAUUGUGUAGAAUUGAGUAGAAUGUCUAUACUGCUUGCAUCAUGUUUGAAAAGCUGUUUUGCAUGCAUAAGCAUGUCUCAUAUUGUCUAAGUUCAAUCCGAGUGUGUACUGUUGCUAAUGUUUAUGUUUAAUCCAUCAAUGAAAGUCUAGCAUCAAUUAGAAA